Messenger RNA from Sphaerodactylus townsendi, 2389 nucleotides. RefSeq lists its product as uncharacterized. The transcript has 5 exons. The coding region runs from base 142 to 1104 and encodes 320 amino acids. The record is from RefSeq and is a predicted model, not a curated record. Lineage: Eukaryota; Metazoa; Chordata; Lepidosauria; Squamata; Sphaerodactylidae.
UCUCUCUGUGUGUGUUUGUGAAUGAACCAUGUGGCAGCAGUGACUCAUUCCUGUGGAGUUUUUGGAGAAGCCGCAGCAGGCUGCUCUGGUCCCUGGUGGUGCCCGCGCCGCCCUUGAUCCUAUUUUAGCACUUGGUCCGACAUGGAGAAAACGCGUCGCUCCCUCUUCAGCCUGGCCACCGUCGGCUGCCUCCUCGCGGGAGGUCUCCUGCUGCUGCCACCAGGAGAUGGACAGUCUCAGUCAUCAGCACCACCCAGCUCUGUGUCCCACUUCAGGGUUCCCCUCCCCGAGGCUGGCAGCCAAAGCCUCCGGAAAACUGCAUCUGCAGUCACUGUUACAGACUCGCAAUUAAAUGCCAGUGGCUCGAACUCACUGGAACUCCCAGCUCCAACCACUGCUGGCUUCUUCAACAUUACAACAGGUCUACAGACUAUCACAAGCAGAAGUGUUGUCAACCUGACUACAAAAUCAGCAGAAGGAAACCAAUCCAGUUAUCCAGAUCCUACAGCCACAUCUUGGACUUCCAUCAGUAACUUGAUGCCUACAGAGUCUUUUAAGUCAAUGGAGACACAAGGGACAACAGCUACCCCCCGGCCAAAAUCUUCCACAUUUGGCACCUUGGCAGUUACAAAAAUGACAUUUGAAACCUUGCCAGCCACAGAGCAGGAAGCUAUCAGAGAGAACAGCACUGAUGAAUCUACAUCAUUUCCUAAUCUCACUGCCACUGACAGAAGUGUGAGCACUCUGGUUGAAGCAACCAUCACCCAAUUAACUUCUGAGGCUCCCUCUUCCACAUUCAGGUUUCACAGAACCACACCAGUGGAAACAAAAAGGCUAACUGAUGACGUGCAAGAAAAGACAUCUGGACUACAUCUGGAAGAUAAUGGUGAGAAUCUACCUAGUAUUCCAACAGACCGCCCUAUAGGUGAGGACCCUUUGGUGAUUGCUGUCAUCUUUAUUUUCAUUGUGACAGUAGGGAUCCUGGCUCUGAUGGGUUUCUUGAGGUACCGUCAGCGCACCAGUUGGCUGCAUUUCAGGCGCCUCCAAGACUUGCCUAUGGAUGACAUGAUGGAGGAUACGCCUCUUUCCCUGUACAGCUAUUAAGGAAGAUCAUUUAUCAUCCAGAUUGGGAGAAACAAAGGGAGGCAUAAUGCCACCAAAGAUUCUGACUGGGCAAAGAAAUUCCCUGAAAGAAAUGGGAUGGCUGCUGAAUUAAUUUGCACAUGACUAUGAAGUUGUGAAUCCAAUGAUACCUUUUCUUCAUGCUUAUUCUGGAGCUAACUUGACCUGGGAUUUUUAUGUUACCUCUCUACUCUCUGAGCACAGCAAGAGAGUGCUGCACUAACUCCUGUUAACAAUGCCAAGGGAGUUCUUGCCAAGAGAUUUCCUAGAGCUGCAUUAAAGAACUCCAGCAAAAGAAACUGACAAGUGAGCAGAAACCAUACUUGUGGAUGGAAGUGCAAACCAUGCCAUGAUAUGGAGACUCAGUUGACUCUCUGAUUUUUAUGUUUUAGAAAUUAUUUUUGCACUUUUGUUGAUUUUCUUCUACUAUUAGGAUUUAAUGAUGACACAAAAGAAAUACAGGGAGUAGUUAAUUCUCUGCACUCCUUGCUCGCCAAAGAGUAGCCUUGCUACAUCUGAACAAACCCUUUAUUGCUGUUACAUUGUGAAGGCAGUUAUGAUUUGAGCAUGUUCAGCGUUUGUAAGCUAGCAUAACAUUUGUAUCACCUUGUGCCUGAAAAGGGUUUCAUUAUGGACAUGACGGUUGCAUCCUCCCAAAGCCUUUGUUUUCUCCCUACCUCCUCUUACUCACAUAGUACUUCCGGUUCGACACCUUAGAAUAACUGUUGUGUGCCUUGUCUGUAAAAGUAAGCAUAGGUUAUUGCACAUAGGUUGGAUUCAAAUAAUACCUUUUGUGAGCAGAAGACUCUUCUGGUUGAGCCAGGAGGGAUCCAUGAUUUUUGUGGGUUUCCCCUUGGGAAGUGCUGUCCCCUGAUUCUCAGGAGCUUUUGGGUGGGGGUAUUGCAAACAAUGGGAGGAAACAGAAAGGAUCCCUUUUGCCAGCAGAACUCUGCUUACAGUUCUUUGGAUUCAGUUCCGUGUCCCUCUUAAUGGCUGUAGUUUACCACCACCUAACCUGCCAUAUAAUCUUAACUACUGAUGCAUGUACCCUUCCCAAGGCUCUCUGUGGUUGUGGGGAAAGGGAGAUCCAACACAGCUUCUGUUGUAUGUCUGCCUGAAAGUACUUCUAACAAAAAUUCUCUUAACCAUGUCCAGAUUUGUUCAUUUACUGCCUUGCCCAUUCUCUGCUCACCUUUUAUUUACUAUCUUCAUGUUGGCAUUGUUUUAGUAAAAAUGUACAAAUAAAAUGUAUUUGUUGUUGUUUUCA